Contarinia nasturtii (swede midge) is the source of this 1236-nucleotide messenger RNA. RefSeq lists its product as uncharacterized. The transcript has 2 exons. The coding region runs from base 188 to 1210 and encodes 340 amino acids. NCBI's taxonomy places the organism in Eukaryota, Metazoa, Arthropoda, Insecta, Diptera, Cecidomyiidae. Gene Ontology annotation, molecular function: metal ion binding. The record is from RefSeq and is a predicted model, not a curated record.
GUCGCAAACUAUUCACACCAAUACACUUUCGUCUCAAUACACACGCCAUUUUCAUUUCAUCCGUUGUGUUUCAGCGUCGAAAUCAGCUUCUCCUCUCUCAAAUCGAUAGUGUUGUUUUCAAAGUGCGGUCAAGGGUGUUUUUAUGCGGCUUAAGUGAGUGAAUCAAACAAAGAUUACAAUUGGAAAAAUGCAAUCGGCCGGUGAAAAUGAUGAACAAAACGAUGCGGAUAAACUAGAAAAUGGAGAAGAUUCCGCUAUAUCAACGACAGACACAAAUGGUGGGAUCAAUGGUGAUGACAACGAAUCGGUCGAUGAACAUUCGAGAGAUGAUGUCGAUGCUGACGCCGACGCUGAUGUAAGUGAUGAAUGGACAAACAAACGAAUCAAAUUGCAAAUGCCGACAUUUUUGAAGCCAAAAUCGGUGGCUACUUGGAAAUCAAUCGCCGUCGAUGAUCCCGAACGUGCCAAACGAUUAGGUAUUGAAAGCAUUUGCCCGAACAUUUGUCUAUAUUUUUUGCACGAUGCAUGCGUCGAAGGUGACAAUUGCUACAAUUCACACGAGCUUCCUUCGGAUGUUGACGUUUUACAACAUUUUAAAGCAUGUGGAACGACAGACACUGGCAAAUUGUUACGUGUGAUUAUCGCGCGAUGUCCAAAAUUAUUGUACACAUAUUUUCGGGUGUUUGUUGACUAUUUUGCCGAUCAUCAAAUGAAAGAGGUUUUGGUUGAAUCAAUAAUCAUAUGCCAACGUGAACAAGAUAAAGAAAAACGGUUAAAUUAUUUCCAGCAUUUGAUACGGGCAUUCAUUCGUAGCGGCGAAACUUAUGAAUCGGCGAUGGAAGCAAUUUUAUUCAAUUUAAAAUAUAUUGAUCGUGACACAAUCGAUAUACUGCUCAACAUGAAUUUGAUUGAAGGCAUCAGCGUCAGCGACUUUUUGAAUGUAUUUCGAUCGUUAAACAGACAUCGGUAUCGUUUCAAUGAACACAUUAUCAAUCGCUUAAUGUAUCUUUGCACACAAUCGGAAGAUGUGCUUGAUACCGAUACACUCAGCGAUUUUACUCAGCUUAUAUUUCACAUCAUCAAAACUAAUCGACAUGUACAAUCUGUAUUGAAUAAAAAUGAUUACCGAAAAUACAUUCAAUUGUACAAUCGGUAUCGCAGUCACAGUCGCAAUCAGAAUCGCAACGGCACACGACGUCAAGCUAAUUGAAUUUAUGCAAUGUUUGGUGACAAUUU